GGCGCUAGCGAGCGACACAUAAAACGCUGUGCAGCCAAAGCUGCGCCACACGCGCAGAAGUAUAACAUUGAGCCAGUUUUUCGUGCCCCCAUACCACUCCUUGGCCCAACUAUCCAGCGUUUCCGCGCUCUUAUCGCCGCACCAGGCUCCCACAAGGCGCUGCACGGCAACCAUGGCGAAACCCAAGCGCACCUCUCAUAAAAAAACCGUGACAAAGAAACCCACGACCUCGAACUGGGAACGCCUGCGGCCGCAGCUCACGAAGGGCGCCAAAAAAAAGGGGUCGAAGCACGCCGCGCGCGACCUCGCGGAGGCACUACAACAAGCUAAAGCAACAAAGACGGUCAAGAAGCCCCACACGGUCGCGCCCGACACGUACGUCGCGUUGGACUGCGAGAUGGUCGGCGUCGGGAGCAAUGGGCGCGAGAGCGCCCUCGCGCGGUGUUCGGUCGUCGACGAGCAAGGCAAGGUGUUGUACGACCGGCACGUCCAGGUCGACGAGCGGGUCACGGACUUCCGGACGAAGUAUUCCGGUGUGCGAGCGAAGGAUUUGAAGCACGACAGCGUCACGUUUCGCGACUGCCAGCAAAAGGUCGCGGCGUUACUGCGAGGCAAGAUUCUAGUGGGUCACGCGCUGUCGAACGACCUGAAGGUUUUAUUAUUACCACAUCCUAGACAGCAGAUGAGAGAUACGGCCCGGUGGCCGCCGUUGAUGCGGACGACGCGCCACGGGAAGCGCCGCCCGCGGAAGCUGCGUGAUCUAGUGCUGGAGCAUCUCGACCGCAAGAUCCAGGAGGGCGAGCACGGCUCUGUCGAGGACGCGACGGCCGCGAUGGACCUGUACAAACUGUUCGCGGCGGACUGGGAGGCGUCGCUCCGUUUGUCGGCGUAAAUGUGUA
Messenger RNA from Pelagomonas calceolata, 899 nucleotides. NCBI's taxonomy places the organism in Eukaryota, Pelagophyceae, Pelagomonadales, Pelagomonadaceae. The record is from the annotation of a GenBank genome assembly.